Messenger RNA from Exaiptasia diaphana, 773 nucleotides. RefSeq names its product vesicular inhibitory amino acid transporter. The annotation marks the transcript as partial. The transcript has a single exon. Gene Ontology annotation, biological process: amino acid transmembrane transport. Lineage: Eukaryota; Metazoa; Cnidaria; Anthozoa; Actiniaria; Aiptasiidae. Gene Ontology annotation, molecular function: amino acid transmembrane transporter activity. Gene Ontology annotation, cellular component: vacuolar membrane. The record is from RefSeq and is a predicted model, not a curated record.
AAGUUCUCCUUUUUAAAUAGCUCUCUCUAAUAUAUCUGAAGAUGUCGGAAAAGGAAUAYAAAUACGAACGACUUACACAGACCCARACAGAGGAUGAAUUGGAGGAUGUUGAGAAAAACUGUGCACCAUUGCUUCARGACGSCCUUUUCUCCCCUAAUGACGAAAUUCAGCAAGCCAAAGAAAUCAGUACUUGGAAGAUGGUCUUAAACUUGUUAAACGGCAUGGAAGGCGUUGGAUUCCUUGCCAUUCCAUACGCUGUAAGAGAAGGAGGAAUCACUGCUCUCCUUGGGAUCUGCCUUCUACCUUUCAUACUUGGAUAUACAGCAAAUCUUCUCAGUGAAUGUAUAGAUGAAAGAAAUGAAACUGGACAAAUCGUAAAAAGAAGGUUAACCUAUCAGGAAAUUGCAAAGGACUCGUGGGCUCCACUGGAAAUUGUAGUGUGGACCACCAACAAUAUAAUCUUACUGGUGUUUGCUACUUCGAUUAUUGUUUUUAUCAGUUCUCUGAUGUCACAGCAGUUUCCUCAAGUCCCCUUCUCAACGUCUCACUGGGCAUGUCUUGGAACAUUAGUAGUUUUACCAACAGUAUUCCUCAAAUCAUUUUCCCACAUUGCAUGGCUUAGUUUGUUAAGCCUUAUAGCUUUAGUAGCCGUCACUGUUCUCAUGUUAGGUUUUGAGGCACCAAUGCUAUUUCAUAGCGAUUUGCGUUCAAUUUUCUUUUGGGAUACCCGCGGGGCUUUUGUGGCCAUAUCUAUUUUGAUAUCAAGUUAUUCG